CCCAUGUUCCUGCGACCCGACGGCCCGCCCGAAGGAGGGAGUCGCGUUGGCCUCCAAGAUGGCGGCCAUGGCAACGGCGUCCGGGCAGCAGCAGAGUGACUGCUGUUUCAGUACUCCAGAUUCCGGUCAACACUUUCAAUUUCAGAACUGGACAAUUAAAGCUGAUCAAACUAAGAAAGCUGAAUUCAUAAGAACAGCAGAAAAACUAAAAAAUCAACUUGUGAAUAUAGAAAAAGACAAAAAUGGUAAUCUCUACAGCAAGAAGAGUGAUUUCAGGGUGGAAUACAGCACACUGGAAGAACUGGAACAUAAAAUGACUAACAACAGGAAAGCUGAAAAAGCUAAAAUCCAGCAACAACUAGCAAAAAUACACAAUAAUGUUAAGAGACUUCAACGACAAUUGAAAGAUGUGAAGCCUACACCGGAAUUCGUUGAAAAGCUCAGGGAAAUGAUGGAAGAAGCUGAAAAUGCAAUAAAUGGUUUUAAAGAAGAACAGCGACUAAUAUAUGAAGAGCUUAUGAAGGAGGAGAAGACUGCUACUAAUGAGCUCAGUGCCUUACAGAAAAAAAUUGACACAUGGGCACUGGGUAGUUCAGCCAUAGAAAGAGUUUUCAGAUUACCAUCAGGCAAGGUUCCAGUAGACAAAACACUGCAAAAUCAUCUACCUGAAGAAGUAGUAGAAUUUGAAAGGUUCCUUCAGCAAACAGGAGGGCGACAAGGAGGCUGGGAUGAUUAUGAUCAUCAACACUUUUUGAAAGUAUGGACAAAGCAUAAAGGAAAGCCAUCCUAUAUAGAAGAAGCCCUUGAGUAUCUCUCUGGAAGAACAAAAGAGGAUAUUCAACAGCAUGAGACAUGGUAUCAAGAAUUUCUGAUUUUAGAGGAAAGAAAAAAAGAGUCUAUUGAAAAGUGGAAAAUGAAGAAGCAACAAGAAAAACAAGAAAUCUUAAAGCAAAAGCAGAAGUCAGAGAAAAUGUUCAAAACAGAAAAUCUUCAACAAGAAGCAGCUCAGAAGCAAAAAGCAGAGAAAGAAAGGAAAAAGCAACAAGCAGCUGUCGAAGCAUGGAAAAGACAUAAAGAAAUAGAAUUUGCAAUGAAACAAGCAUCUCGACUGAAAGAGGAAGAAGAGAGAGAGAAAAAGCAACAGAAGGAACGCCAGCGCCAGUUCCAACUGAAGCUACUGCUAGAAAAGUACACUCAGCAGAAGGAGGAACAGGAGGCGCUCCGAAGACUUGAAAAGGAGAAGAGGGAGGAGGCUGAAAGGGAAGAGAGGAAGAGAAUUGCUGCAGAAGAAAUUUCUAAGUUUCAAGAGAGAGAUCUUCAUAAACUUGAAGUAAAGAUUCUAGAAAAGCAGGCAAAAGAGGAAGAAAAAAUAGAAAAAGAAAAAAGACUGGCAAAGUUAAGAGAGAAGGUAACUAACAUAUUUACUGAAUUGAUUGAUUUUUCUUGUUAUAAUCUGAUCAAACAUAUCUUCAUGCAUGUAAUUUAUUUUUAACAGCUUUAUUCUUCCUGCUGCCGCCUUCUAAAAGGCAAUUAUUUUUCUUAUCCAAAUGACCUCUUACAGCUGAAGAUUAUUUUUUGUCAUGGCAAACUAACAAACAACCCACCUCAGAAUGGGAAAAGUCUUGGCUUUUUACAGUGGAAAAAGCGCAUAAUUGUUCUUAAAAGAACAACACACUUAUUUUCCUUUUGAAAUGUGUUUAAAUAGCUAUCCUUAGUGGUUGAAAAGCAGAUAAAGAUACCAAAACACAUAUGAACAAAGGCUAAACAUUUUUUAAUUAUAGAUGCCUAAAGUUAAGCACCUGAAUCAUUAUUUAGGCACUUAAAAUAAGUUGCCUGUUUUUCACAAAUGUUGAGCAUCCAGUAGCUGCUGCUCAUUCUGUGAAUUUAUAGUGGACGUCAGUCUUCAGGGUUCCAAUCCUGCACCUUUUUCCUGCACAAAUUUUACUAAGAAUUAAGAGGGGGAAAAUAUGUUUGACAGACUGUCCCUGCUCUUGUCCAUAAGCACAUGGAGCAAACCUGUCAAUCCUGCAAUAAGCUCCAUGUGGGUCAAAGACUCUUGUCAUAAAUGAGAUUUAUUGUAUUUCUUGGAAGGACCAUCAUACAGGUUGAAACCUACCUUCCUUAUGCUAUUCAUUUAGCCAAUGUAUUUAUUUCUUGUGACAAAUGGAAAGGCACUGUUUUUUCCUAUUGUUAGCCAGUAAUCAGGGUCUUACAAAUUUUGUUGUGUUAGGAGAAAUUGAUAAUGGGGUCCAGGUAUUUCUUUGAUGCAAUCCUGUUUAUUUACAAAGAAUGUACACAAAGUCCAGUUUCCCUGAAUGCACUAGGAAUCAAACAGCAGGAGACAGUUUCUUUGGUCACAGUUCCAAGCCUUUUUCCAGCCAGCAUUUUAUCCAAAAGCUCUCUCAACGUUUUUCUCAUGGUCACUCUAUAAGUCCUCCUCUGACUCAAUAUGGGGUUUCCUCGCUGCUCUGCUGUUUCUUGCUGCAUUACUCUCACGCAGACAUACAGCUGCAGUCUAAUCAAUCCCGUCCCUGCAUUGUUUAUCAGAAACGGCCCCCACCUCCCCCAGCAAAGGGACAAGA
Molecule: messenger RNA, 2582 nt
Organism: Gopherus flavomarginatus (Mexican gopher tortoise)
Lineage: Eukaryota; Metazoa; Chordata; Testudines; Testudinidae
Gene: CCDC112
Product: coiled-coil domain containing 112
Exons: 8
Coding region: 59-1492 (477 amino acids)
Source: RefSeq, a predicted model, not a curated record